This is a messenger RNA of Chinchilla lanigera (long-tailed chinchilla), 4130 nucleotides long. It is a transcript of the gene Prox2, whose product is annotated as prospero homeobox 2. The record is from RefSeq and is a predicted model, not a curated record. NCBI's taxonomy places the organism in Eukaryota, Metazoa, Chordata, Mammalia, Rodentia, Chinchillidae. Gene Ontology annotation, cellular component: nucleus. Gene Ontology annotation, biological process: regulation of transcription by RNA polymerase II. Gene Ontology annotation, molecular function: RNA polymerase II cis-regulatory region sequence-specific DNA binding; DNA-binding transcription factor activity, RNA polymerase II-specific. Bases 456 to 2210 code for a protein of 584 amino acids. The transcript has 5 exons.
ACUGGGAACCAAACUGACGACCUUGCGCUUGCCAGGCAGGCGCUUUGCCACUGAGCUAAAUCCCCAGCCCCAGAUCUUUCACUCUGGAGGUUCACUCUUGGAGCCUCCUUACAAGCAGGGUCCUGACCACCACCAGCACCACCACGCCGCUGGUUAGGGUGCACUCUCUGCCCCAGGCCAGAUGUACCAACCCGAAGGCUGCAUUUUACCAAGGUCCCGGGGUUCCUCUGCACACUCGCGUGUGGUGAAGUACCGCUUCGGGUCACCCAUGCUCUUCCCUUCCUGCUUCUGGUUCCAGGCACCUGCCCAGAGUUCCUCCGCGUCCUUCUCCAGGAGCACUGACUGCCCUUGAGUGGGUGGCGGCCCCUCCGGUCAUUCCGGGUGCAACCCCCCUGAGGCGGCGAAACCCUUGGCUUCUUCACAGAGCCCUGAGCAAGUACCCGGGGAGCUGGGCCAUGGAGCCAAACCCCAUCUUGCUUUCCGCUCAGCCCCAGGCCUGCUCCCACCCGGCGGAACGUGGUCUGGAAGGUAACAGCAGCCCGUCCUCCCCAGAGCAGGGUAGGGGCCUCCCCUCUCCCUGGGGCCAGAUGCCCAGCUCCGGCCGUGCUGACCGCGGCUGGUUUGGGGAUGAGCACGUCCAGGCGAAGAGAGCCAGAGUGGAGACCAUCGUCCGAGGCAUCUGCCUCCCCCCCAGCCCCCGGGGGCCAGGCGAUGCCCGAGCCAAGGGCAGCGUGUUGGACCUAGAGAAGGUCCCAGAGCGGAAGAGGAAGCAGAUUCUGCCUGUGCAGCAAGUCCCCCUGCAGCCAAGCCCUGCCAGGAACCAGGCCAGCAGGAAGGGGGCUCCCAGGAUGAGAGACCAACUUCACCAGCUGAAGCAACAGCUAAGGUGUCUGCAAGACCACAUCCUGCAGGCUGCUGUGCCUGGGGCCGCAGCUCGGGGGCCGGGAUGCUUGGAGCCAGGGAAAGGCCCUCUGAGUGGAAAGCAGAGGAAUGGCUGCGGACCUGGUCCCUGGGCUGCCGACAGUGACCACCACCAGGGUUCUUGCACGGACAUCAGUGCGGCAGAAAAACACAGAGUGUCUGAGGUCCAACAUCUGUCCAAGGAGCUCAGAUCCCUUCCUUCAGGAGCACAGGCUUUGCUGGAGAUUCUGAAGAAAGAACUGACCAGGGCGGUGUCCCAGGCUGUGGACUCAGUAUUACAAAAGGUGCUGGUGGAUCCACCCGGCCACCUGCCCCAGCAAGGCAGGAGCUUCCAGGGACUAGUGCCAGAGGGUAGAGGCGAGCCCUCUCCUUCCGGAGGAGGUGCCUGUAGAGACCCACAUGUUCUGGCCUUGCCUAGGAGGGUCCAGCCACGAGCUGGGGUCUCUUUGGGGAAUUUUUCACUGGCCAAGCCUCUAGAGUCUCCUGGUACAAGAAGCAUCCCCAGAUCCUUCCAGGGUCCCACAGCAAGCUGCCCUUCGACAGCGCAUUCCCACAUUCAGGAAAAUCCGAUUGCUAGCCAGCUACUGGGUCACGGACUCAACGGCCAUUGGAGCAGUGGUCCUCCCCAGGACCCGCCUCCCCAACUGUACCCCUCCUUAGGGCCUGCCCUGCGCCCUUGGGUUCUGAGCCAGCCUUUCACCACGGCCGGUCCGGAGAGCCGGCCCCUCCUUCCCUCGGUGAAGACGGAGCAGGGCGGCCUGCAGGCCGGACCCGACGCACUUCCUUUCCCUUCUGUCCACAUCCAGGAAGGUCUAAAUCCUGGUCACUUGAAGAAGGCCAAACUCAUGUUUUUCUUUGCGCGGUACCCCAGCUCCAACCUCCUGAAGGCGUAUUUCCCCGAUGUUCAGUUCAGCCGCUGCAUUACCUCCCAGAUGAUCAAGUGGUUCAGCAACUUCCGUGAGUUUUAUUACAUCCAAAUGGAAAAGUCUGCCCGGCAAGCACUUUCAGACGGCGUCACAAGUCCCAGAAGGCUGGUGGUUCUCCGCGACUCCGAACUGUUCCGCACUCUCAAUACGCACUACAACAAAGGAAGUGACUUCGAGGUUCCAGAUUGCUUCUUGGAAGUCGCCAGCUUGACGUUACAGGAGUUCUUCAGGGCCGUCUCCACGGGGAAAGACUCAGAUCCUUCCUGGAAGAAACCCAUUUAUAAAAUUAUUUCGAAGCUGGACAGUGACAUUCCAGAGAUACUCAAAUCCUCCAGCUACCCUCAGGAGCUGUUUCAGGGCUAACAUCGAACAAAAGGAGGAGUGACUUGCCCAGAGUUCCCCAAGUUUGUCUUAAGUAGCAUUUCAGGCGUGGUCAUAUAGAAAGGGUACUAGGAGGCCCCGAAUGGAUAGUGUUUCCAUUUUGAUCACUUAUUUCCCUUAGCAGAGUCAUCAGCAAAGUUAAACAUAAAUACAUUAGCUAAGCGUAACAGCGGUGUACGGUAAACGGAGCACAAGUUGGAAUCAGAACACUCUGACGCUCAGCUCCACUGCUGCCAGGUGUGGUGACCCUGGACUUUCCAGGAUCUCUGCACCCGUAAAACGACGUUGGAAAGCUUCGAAGAAAAUGUCCUAAAGUGCUCUGUGACACAUGACACACAUUUCUCCUCUCCUGCCAGUUUUUACAUUAUCUUAUAAGGUGGCCUCACACAAAUGUGACUCAGUCUAUAGAAAAAGACAUCUGCAAGGCUGAGGAACUGCUGGUCUUCUAAACUAGUCACAACCAAGUCUGUAAGCACUGCCGAAGGUGUGCAGGGUUGGGUGGUGUAAUCCGUGGCGAAGGCUCUGGAGUCCUGAUUACAGCCUGUCUGUGAAUGCAUGCCCCUCCUUCCUUAUUUACAUGAAAAAGUUCCAUAUUCAACCCCAGCUAGUACUCCAUGACUGUAUGGGUGGGGUGUGAGCUGAAGAUGAAAACUUGAAACUCCUACUAACAGUGUCUGCAUAAAAAGUUAUUUAAGAGUUCUUCUUCUCCUUCUUCUGGUCCUGGGGAUGGAACCCAGGGCUUUCUGCAGGCUGAGCACGUGCUCCGCUGCUGAGCCACACCACCUGGCUACGGGUUACUUUUGAGUGUCCUUCAAUGCACCUAAUUACACUAGGACAAUCUUUGUCCUGUUUAUCCCCUAUUUUCGCAAGGUCCCCUUAUUAAAAUGAGGGACUCUGCCAAACUCAAGAUUUAAACGUAGGCAAGAAUCAAGCAGCCUUGGCAAGGGCAAUCAGUUGAGUGGAGACAGAAGAUCCCACUCUCCAGAGCGACAUUACAUAGCUAUUGAAGACAUUCAUGGGGAACAACUCCAAGUUUGCACAAUUGUCCAGUAUAGAGUGGCCCCUUUCUCCGUCCCAAACCUGAAGUUUAUUCGAGUGUUUUAAAGAUGGAGCCAGGCCACCUCCCCGGGCAGUGAGCCUUGUCUUGAAGACCAAUUAGAUGAAAUGUGCAAGCUCAAAUUAAAAACAUUUGGGAACUAGGCCUUUCCAGGAAGCGUUCUCUAACAGCUGAACUAAACACAGAAGAAUGUAUAAAUACAUAUGCUCUGCCAACGGCAGAAUUCUACUUUAUUACAGUUCUCUGUUUCUAUCAAGUACAUCUCUCUCAGUGUUGGGAACACAUUUUGAGUGUAAGCCGAGCUGCUUACUAUGUUCUUUCAGCAAUCGUAACAUUGCCAAAGGCCCGGUCAUUCUUUCCAUGAAGGUAUAUGUGGGCACUGUCCUCUUCCAAAUCAGACACGUUCGUAGUCUGCUCGACACUGCACUGUGGCCUGCUCUUCAAUAGUGGAUGACAGGCCUGGGUGGGGGAGUGUGAUGACAGCACCCCCGACGAGCCAAGGCCCAAUUACCAGCGCAAAGCAGGCAGUUAAUUGGCAUUUCAUGCAAGAAAUGUUUCUUUAGGCACUUUAAUUUCCAGCAUGGCAGAGUGUGUACAACUCCGUACAAGAUUCAAACAGCAAGAGGUCAAAGGCAUCUCCUGGACAUACAAGGGGUAUCUUGGACUACUUUUUAUCCACCAAAGAAAGGGCAAAUCAUAAACAGCAGAGAUAACACUGUAAAUUUCUACAACCCAGUCUCAUUAUAGAGGGCCACUGCAAAAACACUCUUUCUGUUUUCAAUGACAAAAUACAGAAUCCUUAUUCAGGAAGCUGAGGCAGGCGGACAGCUAUGAGUUUGAGGCCA